This is a messenger RNA of Abrus precatorius (Indian licorice), 843 nucleotides long. RefSeq names its product protein YIPF1 homolog. The coding region runs from base 1 to 843 and encodes 280 amino acids. Gene Ontology annotation, cellular component: membrane; Golgi apparatus. Gene Ontology annotation, biological process: vesicle-mediated transport. Gene Ontology annotation, molecular function: small GTPase binding. NCBI's taxonomy places the organism in Eukaryota, Viridiplantae, Streptophyta, Magnoliopsida, Fabales, Fabaceae. The record is from RefSeq and is a predicted model, not a curated record. The transcript has 6 exons.
AUGAUGUCAGGAAAUUACACCUCUCUCGAUAACCAAAAGGUUUCAGGAUCUGUACCCGCAGUUCCAGAUCCCCCAACUGUCACCGUCAAAUUUGCAGAUUCAAAUCUUCAGACAUUUCCUCCGUCUGGAACACAGGCCAAGAUUAUUGGAGGUUCGAGGCCUCCACGUGAUGUUGAUGAAACAUUUUCAAGAUCGUCCUUAUCUGCUUCAGAUGAACCCCAGCAGAGUGGUUGGUUUAGUGCUUUCUCACCUGCUACUUACAAGCCAUAUUUUGAUGUUGACACUUCGGAUGUUCUAGAGAGGAUUAAAGACUCCCUCUAUCCAUUCAGAGGAACUUUCAAAGAAAAAACUGCUUCCAACCCUGAUUUGUAUGGACCAUUCUGGAUUUGCACUACCUUAAUAUUUGUAGCAGCAUCUAUUGGCACUUUUGUGACAUAUAUAGCUCACAAGCUGAAGAAUCAGGAAUGGAACUAUGACAUAAACAUGGUGACUUGGUCUGCUGGCUUGUUCUACGGUUAUGUCACCAUUGUUCCUCUUUGUUUAUAUGUAAUCUUGAAAUACUUCUCUGUACCAUCGGGUCUUGUUCAACUAUUUUGUCUCUAUGGAUAUUCCCUGUUUGUCUUUAUUCCUGCUCUGUGUAUGUCUGUUGUGCCAUGGGAGAUAGUCAGAUGGUUGGUUGCAGGUGUGGCUGGGUUCAUGUCAGCAACAUUUGUGGCACUUAACCUCCGAGCACAUAUUAUGUCAGCAGGUGAAAGGUGGGUAUUGAUUGUUGCCGGCAUUUUUCUAUUGCAGCUGGCUCUAGCUCUUGCACUAAAGAUCUACCUCUUCACAGUAUCAGUAUGA